AUGGCGCCAGUGUUGCAGAGCUCGCAACAAUGGGUUGAAAAAUAUCGACCCAAGCAAGUAAAGGACGUAGCUCACCAAGACGAGGUCGUUCGGGUUCUCACAAACACUCUCGAGACCACAAAUUGUCCACACAUGCUAUUUUAUGGCCCACCUGGUACUGGAAAAACCACCACUGCGCUUGCCAUUGCACAUCAGCUUUUCGGGCCUGAGCUCUACAAGUCCAGGGUACUGGAGCUUAAUGCUAGUGAUGACCGUGGUAUUAAUGUAGUUCGGACAAAAAUAAAAAAUUUUGCUGCUGUUGCUGUAGGUUCUGGUCGUCAAGGGGGUUAUCCUUGCCCACCUUACAAGAUUAUCAUCCUAGAUGAGGCAGAUUCAAUGACGGAAGAUGCUCAGAAUGCCUUGCGGCGUACAAUGGAAACUUACUCCAAAGUUACAAGAUUCUUUUUCAUUUGUAACUACAUCAGCAGGAUCAUAGAGCCACUUGCUUCUAGAUGUGCAAAAUUUAGAUUCAAGCCACUUACAGAAGAAAUCAUGAGCAGUCGUAUAUUGCACAUUUGCAAAGAGGAAAGCCUCAAUCUGGAUUCAGAGGCUCUUUCAACUUUAAGUUCCAUCUCGCAAGGUGAUCUUCGUCGGGCAAUAACUUACUUACAGGGAGCUGCUCGUUUAUAUGGAUCAUCAAUUUCAUCCAAGGACUUAAUUAGUGUAUCUGGGGUAAGUUAA
Ilex paraguariensis (yerba mate) is the source of this 720-nucleotide messenger RNA. The record is from the annotation of a GenBank genome assembly. NCBI's taxonomy places the organism in Eukaryota, Viridiplantae, Streptophyta, Magnoliopsida, Aquifoliales, Aquifoliaceae.